AUGUACCCGUAUCAUGAGAGCACCAUCUCCACAGCGUUGGUCACAGCCGUUGGCCUCCUCGUACCCAUCUUCUUUAUGACAGUGUGUGAAAAAUUCUCCACGCGACAACCGAAAUGCGAGUACGUUUGUGUGAUCGGUAGCAAGAAGAAGUACGUACCUCCGUGGAUUGGCCGGCUGUAUAGCACUGUGGGGAUCUUCGUCUUUGGCGCUGUUGUCACAAAGCUACUGACGGACGUUGCCAAGUACACCGUCGGGCGGUUACGGCCUCAUUUUCUUGACGUCUGCAAACCUGACGUGUCAACGUACAACUGUUCACAGGGAUAUAUAACGAAGUUCACCUGUACGGGAACGAAUAAAGAACUCAUUGAAGACGCAAGAUUAUCGUUUCUGUCGGGUCAUUCAUCAUUUGCCAUGUACUCUAUGUUAUAUCUGGCGUCUUCUUUCUUUCUAAUUUUUUUUCCUUCUUUCUUUCUAAAUUCUUUCUUUCUAAUUUCUGCCUCGUUUAUAUUGCAUCUUACAAUAUACGUUGUUUAUUUUCCUUCCUUCUGCUUUAUUCUUUCUUCGGCUUCUUUUUAUCAUUCUUUUGUAUAUUUUUUUUUUUUUUUUUUUUUUCAUCCACCAUUUUUUGUUGCACAUCUUUCACUUCUUUUACUUUUUAAUUGUUUUUAUUUUCCCCUUUUUCUUUCUUUCUUUCUUUCUGUUUUGUUUUUUUUUUGUUUUUGUUUUUGUUUUUUUGGCGGGGUGGGGAGGGGAUCCACUUUCAUUCUCUUUCAUUCUUUCUUCUGUUUCUUUUUUACCAUUCUUUUCUUUUUCUUUCUUUCUUUUUUCUUUCUUCCAUCCACCAUUUUUUUUUUUUUUUGUCGCACGUGCGGGGUCUCCUUUCAUUUUCAUUUCCUGAUUUCAUUCUCUUUCAUUCUUCAUUCUUUUCUUCUAUUUCUUUCUUUCUUUUUUCUUUUGCUGGACUUCCUUCAUCUUACAACUUACUAUCUUUCCACAUUUUUUCCUUUUAUUUUCUUUCUUCUUAUCAUUCAUUCUUUCGUGUUUUAUCAUCUUCUCUACUGCCGGACCAAAUUCCUUGCUUUCUUCUCGUUUUUCGCUUCUUGCUCCGUGUAUCUUUUUUCUCCUCAGAAUCGGAUUCCUAUUCUUUUUGUUCCUCUUCUCAAACUCGUUUGCUAUAACGGCAUUCAGUUCCCGGACAGGCAGCGUGUAAAAUAG
Messenger RNA from Acanthosepion pharaonis, 1215 nucleotides. The record is from the annotation of a GenBank genome assembly. Lineage: Eukaryota; Metazoa; Mollusca; Cephalopoda; Sepiida; Sepiidae.